This is a messenger RNA of Haliotis rubra (blacklip abalone), 4738 nucleotides long. Its product is annotated as hemicentin-1-like. The transcript has 12 exons. Gene Ontology annotation, molecular function: protein binding. Gene Ontology annotation, cellular component: plasma membrane. NCBI's taxonomy places the organism in Eukaryota, Metazoa, Mollusca, Gastropoda, Lepetellida, Haliotidae. Gene Ontology annotation, biological process: axon guidance; cell adhesion. The coding region runs from base 277 to 1878 and encodes 533 amino acids. The record is from RefSeq and is a predicted model, not a curated record.
UAUCGACAGAGUGUGAGUAGCUCCGCUAGCAUUAAAGGUACCCUGAGGAAGAGAGAGGUGCUGCUGUACAUGGCCUUCUGUUUGCUUGGAUUACGAUCAGACGAGAUUGAUUAGGAAUUUUAGCAUUAACACCAGUUGUGUUUAAGGACGGACUUUUACCUCACCUCAUCUCAUCACAGAACUCCAGAGUGGCUGUUCCUGUGUUUCUUGGAUAUUGUACUGUGACUCGUGGACUAUCAACUUCUUAUUGGGCUGAGGCCUAGAUGAAGACAGCCAAUGGCGUGGUGGAGUGAGUGCCAAGGGGGAAGGGGGGUCAGUACGCCCCGUAUCUCACUACCUGGGGUGGUUCUUCUCCUGCUGGGGACUGCUGGACUUAUCUCUCAACUCGUCAGUGCAGGAUCAGGCUGUAUAGAUGGACGUGGGGAUGGACUGCGACGUCACAAGCGGGUGUCAGCAUGUAUGGGGCGGUGGAACGGACACAUUCAGAACAGCAGUUCGUUGUGUGCGCCUGGUUGGAGGGUGUGUUCCUGGUACGAUGGCGAACUCCUCCGGAACAUUUCAUGGAGGGACGCCAUGUCUGUGGGCGGGUGUUAUGCUUUCAAUGCAGCCCAAGAUGGAGGAAGAUGUCGGGAGUGCCGAGAUGACCUGGAGCAGGACGACCUCGCAGGCAUCGGACGAGGAUGUGCCCAUCAGAACCUGGGCCAAACGUCAUGCAUCAGCGGUGGCCGCAUCGAUGCCAGCUGCUGCGUUGACGCCCACUUCCACCGCGCAUGUCAAUACCAACCAGGCCUGGCUACCGGGAUUCUCUGCUGCAAGAUGCCAGUAAAACGUCCCAAGAUCGCGGUGAAGCCCCCAGAGAAGAUGUACGUGUACACGGGGCUUAUCUUCCUGUUGACAUGUCAGGCCACAGGCAUGCCGCCUCCAAGGGUGCAGUGGUACAAGGACGGGGUCCAGAUGGCCAAGAACAACCAACGCAUCUCUGUGCUGUCUUCAGGAGACCUGUUGGUGACACUGGCCAAGAAGUCGGACACUGGGCUGUACACCUGUGAGGUCAUCAACGAGGAAGGCAUUGACAUGGCCAGCUCCUACGUCGUGGUGUCGGAAUAUUCCUCUGGCUGUGCUGACGGCACCACAGAAGGCCUGCACAUGCACCGAGAUGUACAUGCAUGUGCCGGCGAGUGGAAAGGUCAUGUGAAGAAUGGGAAGAGUCUAUGUCAGAAUGGAUGGAGGGUGUGUAAGCCACAGGACCAGUCUAUUCUACAGGAGUUGACGUGGCUGGACAUAUUUGACCUUGGAGGAUGCUACGCUUACAAUGCUGCUAAUAGCAAGGGGAGGUGCAAGAGGUGUACCAAAAACAAGAUGGCAGGAAUUGGACGGCAGUGUGGGUGGCUCAGAUACUCCCAACACUCCUGUCUGUUUCACGGCAGAAUUGACGUAUUUCACCCCAAAAACAACACAGGCUGUGUGUACAAGGAGAACUACACGUCCGGGGUUGUUUGCUGCAAGAAGAAAAAACGAAGACGGCCUGCCUCCAAGAAGCCUGUGUGCAGCCCGACCUGUGAGAACCAAGGCCAGUGUGUGGCCAACAACCGAUGUCAGUGUUCCAUCGGAUACAAGGGGGCUCGCUGCCAGAACCCCAUCUGCAGUCCGGGGUGUGGGACCAAGGGCCGGUGUGUUUCCCCCAACAAGUGCAAGUGUCAUACAGGCUACAUGGGCAAGUUCUGUCGCAAGAAGGUCAUCAAGUGUCAUAAGCCAUGUUUGCAUGGUGGCCGAUGUUCGAGGGGGAAGUGUCGAUGCCCUCCAACACACUGGGGAAAUUCCUGUCAAUAUCUGCUUCAGCAUAUUCUCCUGUCUAAACUGAACCGCACGGAGAGAUGAGAAGCCGGACAAGGAUGCCUGGAUUUACCCCCUCACUGCCACAGGUGUACAGAAGCACGGCGACUGGGACGGAGGACAGACGUGGAGGAGGCCAACUUGGCCCACACUGAUGAUGAAGUAGUUGUUGUUUCUCAAGGAAGGCUCUUGUGUAUAUUGUUGUUUCAUUGUAAAUUGUGAAAACUGUACAUAGACCUGUUGACUAUUUAUAAAGAAAUAUGUUUACCACAUGAUGUAUAUAAUGUUUUAUUAUUUCUACAGUCAUUGCAAAUGGCCCAUCUAUACACACUGUGCUAAUGUAUUUGAAAUCCGCUGUCUACGUGUAGUUUCAUACCAGUGACUAAGAAGGCAUUUGGUAGAUCGUUGAGGCAUUAACAUGUCAGUAACCUAGUUGCUUACUCUCGUAUAUCUUUGGUGUUUUUGACAUGCUACUCAAAUAUUGUAAAGGACAUGUCUGAUCACUGUUGAUGCGAAGUCAAAGAUGUGAGAAACAUAAGAAUGCAAAUUGGAAUAUUUUCUGUACGCUUGGUCCACAAGCUAUAUGUCACCAGUUGAUUGUCCUCAUACAUGCAACGUGGCCUGGUACAAGAUGGCUGCCAGAACGUCUCUGACAAGUCAACAUUAAAGGUGGUCAAGUCUAAGCUGGGAGCUCAUUAUCCUUCAGCAUUCGACAACCAAUAUCCUCAGUUGAGCAAGGAGCUGGACUAGAAGUUGCAGUACUGUUCAGACUAAAAGUUGCAGUACUGUUCAAAUUAGAUUCUGCAGUACUGUUCAGACUAGAUUCUGCAGUACUGUUCAGACUAGAAGUUGCAGUACUGUUCAAAUUAGAUUCUGCAGUACUGUUCAGAUUAGAUUCUGCAGUACUGUUCAGACUAGAAGUUGCAGUACUGUUCAGACUAGAAGUUGCAGUACUGUUCAGACUAGAAGUUGCAGUACUGUUCAGAUUAGAAGUUGCAGUACUGUUCAGACUAGAUUCUGCAGUACUGUCCAUGGGGAGAAUCUUGGCAACACAAAUUUGAUAUCUGCAGUAAAGUAGAUGAUACUAAAUACAAUUAAGUGAAACUGAAACUUAGCCCCAAACAAUUCUCCAUGGUUGAAUUACAUUUUUGCAUCCUGAUUUAUAUUUAAAUCCUCCUUUGAAAUCGCUACAUAAUAUACGACAGCCCCCUGCCUUUCAUCAGGCUCACUCGUCUUGGUUUAGAAACACUGGACUCAACAUGCUUGUUCUUCUAUAUUUAAACAUUUAGGGCAGUUACUGGCAACUCUGGUACAUUGUGUAACUUGAAUUGUUGGUUUUUUCAGUGUUGUGUAUUGCAUUUUGUAAUAUUUCAUUGUUUUAGUCUCAGUGCACAUUUUACAUUUUCAGGCUUUUCUACCCUGAUUAUUGUCUGUGUGUAGAGAUGAUAUGUUACCAUUAUAGUAUACUAUGUGAUAAUAUGACUUAUUGUGUGUAGAGAUGAUAUGUUACCAUUAUAGUAUACUAUGUGAUAAUAUGACUUAUUGUGUGUAGAGAUGGUAUGUUACCAUUAUAGUAUACUAUGUGAUAAUAUGACUUAAUGUAAUCAUAAUGAAUAACUACACUGGUUAGAUGAUACGAUAAACUGUUUCUGACUAGCUACACUGUAGGUGAUGCUUUAGACCAAUGACACUGAUGUACUAUCAAGUAUUACAUAGUAGACCACUAACAAUAUGUUAUAUGCACUGAGACGUUGUCCACAAUGUUGCCCGGAUGUUGUGAAGUGCAGGAACCAGUGAUGCCCCACUUCUCACACACUUCCCCGUAGUUUCCAACUUCAAGUUCCAUGUACCUUAUAUGUCUCAGGAAACAAUUCAUGCAAGAUAUUAUGGGUAUCAGUUUCCCAGUCACACACAAGACACUUGAAAACAAAACACUGAUAGACUAUUGUAUAGAGCUGACUUACAGAUUGCUUCAUUCUUCGAGCUCACAUGUAGUGAUAGUUUGAAACAUUAAAGAGUCUCUUGAUCUAUUUUGUUGUAUUGAUUUGUAUUGCAAUCUUGAUACUCAUGAAUUUCAUUAAUUCAUUUUGUUUAAUUAUUUGUACUGAAGAAUCAUAUAAAAACGUCUACAUAAGAUAAAACCGAGGUUCCAAAAGCUUUUCAUUUGUCCAUGAAGAUUAAAUUGUUUUGGUUUGUAAUCCUAGAUUGUUAUUGGCCUGAACUGCUUGUAGACUUGUAGUGUACAAACUACCUCAGACUAGUCUCGUGUCCUGUGUACAUACGUCAUAUACCACACUGUAUGUUGUCGCUAACACUUGUAGCCACUGCUCACCUCCCAGGGACAUCAACAUCCUUCAUCUUUAUUCUCACUUUGCACUUUCCUAACUGGCAUAAACAAAUUGUCAAGUUAUAAUGUUUCCUUAGCAACACAGAAAGCUGAUCAAGUGUCAUGGAGACACUGUUGAUGUAACAGUAUUGGUAUUUGAUGUUUUUGGAUUAGAAUAUGCUCCUUCAAUGUCCGAUAUUUAGUUCAUUUUCUGCACCAAAUCCGUUGUGAUCACACCAGUACAUCACCAUCCUGUAGGAAUAUGGGUUGUUUUGAGGGUUUGUCUUCAAUGACACUUGUAUUUCAGGAUUCUGUCCCACCAGACCCACCGUUAAUCCCAGUAUUUCCAUUGUCUCUUGGAGGAAUUUGUCUUCUCAGUCCCCAUGUGUAACAAAACAUAAACAAAAUCCUUGUCUUCAUCCAAUGAGAAAGGGCUUUUCUAAGUUGGAUAACUUGUGCCCAAUCCAAUGAAUUCAUGAAGAGGAAAUAUUUCUUUCUAGAAACCUGUUUUUGUUUAAUCUGUCAGUCCAGUAUCUCUUUACCAUUAUAACCAUACAACUGUAUUUCAUAAUUUGAAAA